Molecule: messenger RNA, 1733 nt
Organism: Exophiala oligosperma
Lineage: Eukaryota; Fungi; Ascomycota; Eurotiomycetes; Chaetothyriales; Herpotrichiellaceae
Exons: 2
Coding region: 259-1143 (294 amino acids)
Source: RefSeq, a predicted model, not a curated record
GGAUAAGGAAGAGAUUGCGGUUAUUUGAGCUCAAUAUAUAAAGGUGUCUCGAGACGCACCAUAGAAAAACCAAAUGCGAAAAUCCUCACGUGACAUUUGGCCUCACCACCAAUUUUUGAGCUUCCAAACAUCAUUGUCUACCUCGAUUCAACAUUCACCAAAAAGUACUUCUGACGUUCACCCAUUGAACAUUCAUAUGCAUCUUUGCCAGAACCUGAGAUCGGAGGCUAGUGACUGGCUGCACUCGAGCGACGAGCCAUGUCCCAUGGACUGGGUGAAAAGCUGACAAUUAUCCUAACGACAUCUCCUACUCCGUCCAUACCAUCUACAGAACUGAUCAGUGGCGUUCUCCGGUCUCUUCCUCCUAGCUUGUCUACUGUGCCAAUAAUCAUUACCUUCGAUGGCUUCACGGUAUGCCAAAACGACAAAUACCGAGAUGGACGAUUGAAGAAAGGCCAAGUGCCCCUGCAAAUGGCAGAAGCUUAUCCUGCGUACAUUGCAAAUGUCAAACGACUUUUCUCGCACCCAGAUGUUCCAGUGGUCCAGGAAGCUGCAUCUGAAGCCAUGACUAGCAGAAUCGAAGGAGAGCGGUGUGUGACAUUUAUUCAGCAUCAAACUCGCCAAGGGUUUGCAUUGAGUGUUGUGAGUGCGCUCAAAUGUUGUUCUACGCCUUUUGUCCUGGUGCUACAGCACGAUUGGGUUUUUGAGAUCGAACCACCAAUUCAGCAACUACUCACAAUAUUGCAAGACGAGCCCGACGUAAACUACAUCACUUUUGUGGCAAGGCAUUUCAAGCGAUACGAGCUGACGAUGGGCAAUUCAAACGUCCGGCUUCGUGCUGUCUUUGAUGCUGCCAAAGCCAUGAGGCAUGGUUCAGCAUGCGACUCAGAUCUUAUUGCCAAUCUCCAUUUCUACGACAGACCGCAUUUGGCUUCGGUGACCAAGUACUAUGAGAUACUGGAUACGUUUCCGAAACUCCGCAAAGGAGACUUUUUUGAGGACGCAAUCGGAACCAAAUUCUCGUAUUCAAUCAGCAAUGCUUGCUCGAAUGAGGAAGCUGUUCAGGCGUGGAAGAGAAUCGGAACCUGGAUAGAAAGCUCGGAAGCAGGCGUAUAUCACGGAGAAUCAUCUGGCAAAGCUUGAAGGCCGUCAGCCGCGACAUGCUGCUCCACUCAUUAACGCACGCAGUUCUGAACAUCAGGCGUGACGCAACGUGGGCCUGACACACAAACAUUAUCUCAAUCUACACCCAUCGUCAAUUUCGUGGGGAGAUAACAUCGAGGCAAGUCCGGCGCAGGAUCUGGGACCUCAUAUCGUCCUGUUUGACUUUCACCCGCAUAGCCGUCGAGUUUCUGGCCGGAAAGAAGAUCCUAAUAGGACAGCUUAUUGUGGACGAUGCAGUAAAGGGCUAGCAACCACCACAACUUACGUGACGUCUACAAUCGAUGAAAGCUUAAUGCGGAAGGGCAUUUUGUGGUCGCCGCAGACUCAAUGUGUCAAUAAGUGAUGGUUGGUGACGCCGAAGUGCAAGGAUCUCCCGGACCACAUCAUCCGUAAUUUGGCGAGAUCUCAAGGCUUGACAGAUGCACUGACUCUAUGCAGGUCAUGAGCUUAUAUAUACGGGCCAAAAAAGUACAAAUUUACAAUAUUCCACCCGUGUAUUUGAUACGCAGUGGCGACGUCGCGAUUGCUGUAAUUAGUCCCUGCAGUUUCAAGAUCAGACCAAAGCUGAC